AUGAUAAAUAAAAAUCAUCCACCGUACCGAAAAGUGGAAAGUCGUUUGGCGAGUGGGAUCACAUACCAGCCCAAAAGUGGACCUUCGAAGCUUUGUUGCAGAGUAUUUCUUGUGGGAAAGGUAAACACCAAAGGAGGAACUAAGCGUGUUAGUUUUCCAAACACAAAACGUCCCCAGCUGCUGUUACUCCAAACUAUCCCUAGGGGUACGAGAUCGGACGCGACAAAAGGAGUUGUAGAGAAUGGAAUCAAAACGGGAACCGUCACAGACGUCGAUAAAGAUUCCACAAAACGUUUUUCACCGUGGUACAAACCUAAGGAGAGAAACGAUCGUAAGGCUGAAGAAUCAAACAAUUGUUACAACUUCGCCAAUGACAAGAAAACGAACACUUUUGCACAACCAGGAUGAGCAGGAGGUGAACCCCUUGAUGACACAUUAAAUGAUGAAGAUCUUAUACGUUCUGAUGGUUUGAACGUUGCGCCAAGUCCAAAACACGUGUGUGCACCUGCUGGAAAGAGACAUCUGGUGGCUGUAUUUAUUUACUGGGGUUAAUAUUACCUUGCUUGGGAAAUGCUACGCUAGGGUAAGUGGGCAUGUAAUGAUUCCCCUAUGCUAGAAUUAAAGCAUUUUAAUCGAAUAUGUUUGAGAGAAACGGCCAAAAAUAGAAGAAUAAUUAGAGGCGUUCUAACAUCUUACAGGAAGAGAGGAUAAGGCGCCACUUUAUCCUCUCUUGCUUACAGAUAUUAGGUAUAAGAGUAAACAAAAAAACACAUCCUCGAUCUAAAGACAAAACACAAAGAAAAUUAAGCUUUAAAAGAAUUUAUAAUACCAGAGGGAAAACGAUUCCAAUAUUAAGAAAGGUAAGAACGGUUUUUGAAAGAAUGCUCAUUAGGUUUUUUUCUAAUUGAUAGAGAAACGGAACUAUUCCAAAAUGACGUCCGAUAAUAGUUGGGAGAACUGAUUGCCGAAAGUUUGUUCUUAAAGGGGCUGGAUAUAAGUGCUGUAGCUCAACAAUUCUAGCAUUGUAAAUAUAUUUCCCAGAUACCUAACAUAAGUCAAAGUUGGAAGAUGUCCAUAGAUAAAUUAAAGGGAAAGAGUUAAGCAAUACGGGAAAUUUCAAGAUAUCAAGUUAACUGUAAUAAAGAGAAGUAACGAAGUGGAACGUCUUUAAUAAUUAUGAUUGCCUUAUUCUACAGACUGAUACUGUUGGACAGUGCUAA
Pocillopora meandrina is the source of this 1220-nucleotide messenger RNA. The record is from the annotation of a GenBank genome assembly. NCBI's taxonomy places the organism in Eukaryota, Metazoa, Cnidaria, Anthozoa, Scleractinia, Pocilloporidae.